AUGGACGAAAAGAACGAGUCCUCAGAGACCGCUUCCUUGGGUGCGACUUGGGACGAGAAGACUUCAACCGCCCCCCAGAUCGCCGCAGAACAUUUGGAAAAGCGCUAUAGUCUCCUUUCCGUGAUUGCCUUCGCAUUCACCACAACAAACUCAUGGGUAGCGUUUGCUUCCGGUCUAGCCGUGCCUUUGGCAUGUGGCGGAGGCCCUGGCAUUAUCUAUGGCCUCAUAGCAGGCGGUAUCGUGAUGGCCGUCAUUGGUGUUGGCUUUGCGGAAUUGGCCUCUGCGUUUCCGUCUGCGGGUGGUCAGUAUCAUAUUGUCUUCAUGGUAUUUCCCUCUUCGACACGUCGGAUGGCCGCUUUUUUCACAGGCUGGGUCACGAUCAUCUACAUCAUGGCGGCAUUGGCCUCCUGCAAUUUUUUCGUGGCAAGCUCAAUCCUCGACCUGGUUGCACUCUGGAUUGAGACGUAUACGAUUCAAUCCUGGCACACCUAUCUGGUUCAUGUCGCGUUAUGCAUAGUUGCAUUCUUGGCGACAUCCAGAUUUCCUGCUGCCAUCGGCCGGCUAGGCGUUGCCAUCUUCUUUCUUUCCCUGGCGGGGUUUGUAGCCUCAAUUGUCACUCUGCUGGCUGUAAGCGAUGACAAGCAGCCCGGGGAUGUGGUCUUUCGGCAGUAUGAGAAUGUCAGCGGAUGGUCUGACGGAUGGGCGAUGAUCAUCGGCAUCACGGCGUGUCUCUGGGCAUACAGUGGCGCCGAUGGACCAACUCACCUGGCGGAGGAAGUGCCCAAUCCCAGUCGCAAUGUCCCAAUCGCCAUCUGUCUGACAAUCGGAAUGGGCAUUAUCACGGUUCUGGCUUGGAUUAUCACCCUUAUGUUCGUCGUCAAAGAUGUCGACGCCAUCAUUAACUCUUCAGUUCCAAUCCUGGAAGUGUACAACCAAGCACUGGGGUCCAAGGUGGCUACCACCAUCUGGAGUGUGUAUUAUAUGGUGAUGUUCUACGAAAUUGUUUUGAAUCUCUUCAUCUUCGGAGGUCGGACGUUGUGGUCCCUGUCGCGCGACGGUGGUGUCCCGUUCCCCAAAUUCUUCUCUCAUCUCCAGUGGGCUAGUCCGGUGCGAGCGAUAGCACUCAUGCUGGCCCUGGAGGUUAUCGUCGGUAUCCUCUACAUCGUCUCGUCCGCCGCUUACAGCAGCUUCAUCAACCUCACUCUGUUUGCCCUCAAUAUUACGGUUGCCCUUCCUCAGGCAGCCCUUUUCUUCCGAGGCAGGGGCUGUAUGCCUGAGCGAGCCUUUUCCUUGGAAAAUAUGGACCAUUUGUCAACAUGGUGGCGACCAUAUUUGUCAUUUUCUUCUCCAUUACGUUCUGUUUCCCAGCGUUCAUGCCCGUCACCGCAGCUUCAAUGA
Molecule: messenger RNA, 1398 nt
Organism: Penicillium lagena
Lineage: Eukaryota; Fungi; Ascomycota; Eurotiomycetes; Eurotiales; Aspergillaceae
Exons: 1
Coding region: 1-1398 (465 amino acids)
Biological process (GO): transmembrane transport
Cellular component (GO): membrane
Molecular function (GO): transmembrane transporter activity
Source: RefSeq, a predicted model, not a curated record